Staurois parvus is the source of this 314-nucleotide messenger RNA. The record is from the annotation of a GenBank genome assembly. Lineage: Eukaryota; Metazoa; Chordata; Amphibia; Anura; Ranidae.
UCAACGGUAAGAGCCGAAGAUGUCGGCUCGGUCAUGUGAUCAGCUGUUUCCAAUCAUAGCUGAUCGCAUGUAAAUAGGGAAAUGCCACUCGAGAGGAGAGGAGAGCCGGUAAUCAGCAUUCCUACAUGUGCACAUCAAUGCCACCUGUCAGUGUCCAUCAGUGCCAGCUGUCAGUGCCCAUCAGUGCCUCAUCAAUGCUACAUAUCAGUGCCUACCAGUGCACAUCAAUGCCACAUAUCAGUGCCCAUCUGAGCUGCCUUUCAGUGUCACCUAUCAGUACCAGUCAGUGCUGCCAAUCAGUGCCGCCCAUCAGU